Pomacea canaliculata is the source of this 2269-nucleotide messenger RNA. Its product is annotated as peroxiredoxin-5, mitochondrial-like. The transcript is spliced from 6 exons. The record is from RefSeq and is a predicted model, not a curated record. Gene Ontology annotation, molecular function: thioredoxin peroxidase activity. Bases 151 to 717 code for a protein of 188 amino acids. NCBI's taxonomy places the organism in Eukaryota, Metazoa, Mollusca, Gastropoda, Architaenioglossa, Ampullariidae. Gene Ontology annotation, biological process: cell redox homeostasis; cellular response to oxidative stress; hydrogen peroxide catabolic process. Gene Ontology annotation, cellular component: peroxisome; mitochondrion; cytoplasm.
CUUACAUGUAGACAACUUCCGAGUUACUUUUGCCUUCAGCUCGCCGAGACUGACAACUGAGAACUUGGCAAAACUAAGUGUUGGUCUCGGCAGACAGACAUCAGUGAUAAUUAGCGUCGAAGGCAACUGCCGACUAACCUUGCGAAAAGUAUGCAGGCCAGUUUAGUUCGCAGACAGUUAGCUACUUGUUUAGGUGCAAGAGGGAACUGUUUGCGAGCUUUCGCCACCUCGGGAUCUCACAAGAUGCCUCUUAAGGCUGGAGACAAACUACCUGCAGUUGACCUUUUUGAGGGAAACCCUAGCAAAAAAGUCAACACUGCUGAUCUGAAGGGGAAAGUGGUUAUCUUUGGGGUUCCUGGUGCCUUCACUCCCACCUGCAAUAAUGAUCAUGCCCCAGCAUUCAUCAAAAGUGUUGAUGCCUUGAAAGCCAAAGGAGUUCAGAGCAUUGUGUGCGUGGCUGUCAAUGAUCCAUUUGUCAUGGAUGCCUGGGGAAAGUCUUUGGGUGCUGCAGACAAAGUGAGAUUCCUGGCUGAUACAUGUGCAGAAUUCACAAAGAAAGCUGACCUAAAUCUGGAUUUAACAGCAGUUUUGGGCAAUGUUCGCUGCAAACGGUUUGCGAUGGUGGUAGAAGGUGGUAUCAUAAAAGCAAUCAAUGUGGAACCUGAUGGAACUGGUUUGAGCUGCAGUCGAGCUUCUGAUGUUAUCAAUCUCUUGUGAUUUCCCAGUACUUCUCUAUUGCUAAUAAAACCCACAUAACCAGACUCUUCUCCAUCUUGAUGGAGAGUUCCUAGAACAAAGAUUACACUUCACAUUUCUUUCACUCACCCUUAUCCCCAAUCCCACCAAAUUAGUAUUACUUGCAGCUUCUGGCUUUACAAGUUUUUAGCAAGAAAUGUUUUGUCAGUAAGUGGCCUGGUCCAUAUGUCUAGAAAUCGUUUGUAACUCCAACACUCCAAGUUUUCUCUGCUCCAUUCUGGGGUUGCACACACCCCUUGUUGUAUUUAGUUGUCAUAAACAUAACAACACCAUGGAGUCAAAAGGCAGUAAUCGAUGCGUGAAGUAAUGCUGAAAUCGAAUGUUGAUGUGGCCUUUAGAGUAAAGCAGCAGUGUUUGAGCAUAAAAGCUUGUGGAGGAUGAAACUGAAAGCUUUUUUUCUGUCAAGUAACUUAUGGUAGACAUUACUUUUUAUUUCUUUUUAGAUUUAGCCAUAUGACUAAAAUUUAUCUCUGGAUUUUGUGGAUGUAGUCUAAUGUGGCUGGUUGUUAUCUGGAAUAUUAGUAUUGAACUAGUCAAGAUCUUGGAUAUUACUUGUACUUUGGCAGAAUCAAUUCUUUCUGGAAUAUUGUGAUCCUUUGUCAUCUUGCUGUUCACAUGUGUUUCUAACAAGGCUUCCAUGCCUGGAGGCAGGGAAAUAACUUCUGCACAGCUAGUCUUUUUUUACUAGACCAAAGUAUUGUUGUUAAGUUCAGGACUCUGGAUGUGAAAUUAAAUUAGUUCACUAGGUCAUUACAAAUAGGGUCCUUGUUUAUGCAGGGAUGUGAAAACUAGCAAGUUAAUAGUGGGAGAGAGUAACCGACAAAGAACCAUGCAGUGGGAUACAAUUGCUAUCAGGAAGAGUGAGGGGGAAACUUCAGUUUGACAAGAUCCAAAGAAGAAAACUAUGGGUUUGGUGGAGGCCAGUGUUCUUUAAAGUGUUGUUCAUUCACGAGAACAGGGUUAGUAUGUACAUCACUCACCGUGUGCAGGGUGAUCGAUCAUUCAAACAGACCAGUAUGUCACUCAAGUCCAAGAGUGGCUGUUGCCCAGCGUAACUGAUAACAGAUAUUUGGAUAAGAAACAAUAGGUCUGCAUGACAGCAACAGGACUGCGACUUGAGGACAACUUCAUUGAUGACAGGCCACUUCAGCCAAACAUUAAAUAAUUUGAUUUCGCAUGAUUGGCUAUUACUAAUGUACAAUAUAUAGUUAAGAUAUAGUGGGAUAAGUCUGAUAAACCUUGGUCACUACUCCAGCCAUUAGGAACAUUUCUGAGGAAAAGGGUUGGUUGGAGUUAUCACUCUGUUGUGGCCUUUCCUAUGUUUUCCUGUCAGUGCCUUUAGUCUCUAUGAUGUUCAAGCUUUAUCUUCCCAUUUUUAUAUGCUCAACAAUGCAACAAAGCUUGUGCAUUUAUUUCAUUAUUCCUCAGUUUUUUUGGUUGUAUUCUGAUCUUCUAACCAAGGCAUCUGUAUAUGUAUUGUCAUUGAACUGAAUAAAUGAAGCUUGAAAAUAUA